Messenger RNA from Gordionus sp. m RMFG-2023, 642 nucleotides. RefSeq lists its product as uncharacterized. Lineage: Eukaryota; Metazoa; Nematomorpha; Gordioida; Chordodea; Parachordodidae. The record is from RefSeq and is a predicted model, not a curated record. The transcript has 4 exons. Bases 1 to 642 code for a protein of 213 amino acids.
AUGAAAAUCAAAUUAGUAUAUUUUUCCUUAAGUAUCAGAAAUGAAGAUAAUGUGACUUCUGUGAAUAUUCAUGAACAAGAAGAUGGAAGUGCUGUGGGGAUUUCUGGGAUCCUUGAAGAAGGUCCGGAGUCGAUAUCCUCGAUGAUCAAUCCUAUUCGAGAAGAUGCUGAUUUUGAAUCGAUAAGUAGAAAUGAAGAGAUCGUGACUUCUGUGAUUAAUCAUGAACAAGAAGAUGGAGGUGCUGUGGGGAUUUCUGGGAUCCUUGAAGAAGGUCCGGAGUCGAUAUCCUCGAUGAUCAAUCCUAUUCGAGAAGAUGCUGAUUUUGAAUCGAUGGGUAGAAAUGAAGAGAUUGUGACUUCUGUGAUUAAUCAUGAACAAGAUGAUGGAGAGGAUGAUCUCCAUGUUUUACCAUUUUUGGACGAAAGUUUUAUAGAUGAAGAAGUUGUAAUCGAUAUCUCCAUUGCAGCUGAUAGCUCUGUAACUUUACCAAUAUCAGUUAAUAACAUUCAAUUCUCAUAUUUAAAUGUAGAACAGCAUAUAAUUUUAUUCUUUCCCAAAAAAAACACUAAGUCAUUGUACGGCAAGAGGUACAUUAUUAAAUAUGCAGUUUACAUUGACACAUAUUCACAACCAUCAUUCUGA